Molecule: messenger RNA, 2025 nt
Organism: Nylanderia fulva
Lineage: Eukaryota; Metazoa; Arthropoda; Insecta; Hymenoptera; Formicidae
Source: RefSeq, a predicted model, not a curated record
UUUUAUUUUUUAUAUAUAUUAUAUAUAUAUAAAUCCGAUCCUGAAUCUCUUGGUAUCCUUUUAGUAUGCAUAAUUGUUUAUAUUAAUUGUCACCAAAGAUUCAAAGUCACGGAACUGCCAAUAAUUCAACGAAAUUAAAGACGGGAGUGCAAACUGUCACAAGACUUACUCUCGCCUCUAUCUACAUGAAACCGGAUAAGAAGUUGCUGACAUCGCCGAAUAACUCAGUAAAUUCCGCAUCUAACAAUGAGCCAAAAGUCGACGCAGCAGAGAUAAAGAGAGAUGGAAAUUCGCUCAACCAAUCCGACCAAGAAUUAUCGAAAGAGAUAAUUACGAUGCUCGCUAAAGGCGAGGAUCCCGCGGCAAUCGAAGAGAUGAUCAUCGAGACCAUCGAUGGGAAGAGAAGAAACGAAGAGAGCGCGAAGAAAAGGAAAGAGGAGCCGAUCGAAGGAGUUGAAGACAAUGACGAAACUGAAAGAAGUAAAGGAGGUGGAGAGGAGCGCCGAAUUAUGACCUGUCAUCAGUUUACGCGCGCGUCAGAUGGAGAAAGCUCGUCGAACCUGAAGGGAUCGUCGAGGCACCAAACAACCGCAUUGAUUUCGUCGUUCGCCAGCAGCAGGACGAAGCCUAAAACAUACUUAUACCUGAAAUCGAACAAGGUGGAUCCAAUUAGAGACGCAUGUGUAUCAAACGAAAAUCCCGGGUUGGAAAUAGCAGCAUCGAGAACACUUGUUUGCCCGGCUGUCCAGAAAGACGAAUAUGUUGAAUUGCCGAAAUCGAUCGAGCAUCGAAUGAAGGACGUUUGUUCACACUGCAAGCGACUUCAGAGUUCAACGCCAACUUCGGCAAACAGCUGCAACAUCUUCAAAGACAAAAAGGGAAAAUAUUUUUGCGAGUUUUGCGCUCCAACAGAUAGGUUAAUAAGCAGAGUCGAAGUCAAGGAUCUGAAGAAGCUACGGUGUGCCAAUUGUCGAUUAUCUCUUCGACCACGAGGCUUUAAAAUCAAUAAAUUGAAACCGGACGCUUGUCCGAAAUGCGGUCAAUCGCAGAGACAGACAGCGGCUUCUUCUCCAUCCUCCAUGUAAACGCAUCGCAAUUACAUUGUAACACACAACUACAGAUAUCUCACGUCGAUAGAGUAGAUAUUGCAUGAACAGGAAGCGUUGAUAUAUCGUGAUUGCUUUAAAAACUCAUUCCUUACAAUAUAAUAGUCAUUAGGAACAGCGAUAAGGAAUAAAACGAAUUUUCGUUUUUUUUUCGCGUAAAUGUUAAAAAUAGGAGCACGAGAAAUCGCGUUGUUGAUUAUUAAUUGUAACUUAAUGUAAGAUAUCGGGGGGAACACAUGAUUCGUAUCUUCUUUUGUAACAUGAUACCUAUUUCCGUCCUCUAUUUGUAAUCAGUUGUAAUGCUGUAAUGCACUUUUCAUUAUUUUUAGCUUCAUUUUUUAUACUUUUGAGUCUUGUAGCAUUCUUGUAUCAUUAAAAUAUAUAUAUAUAUAAAUAUAUAUAUAGAGCGAUUUCAAAUAUAAUAUUGCAUAAUUUCUUCAUAUUGAUAAAUUCGCGUUCUUCAGAACUUUCUUCUCGCCCCGAGCGCGUAACGAUAAAAAAAUAAAAAUAUAACGAUAAAAAAUCUGAGGUCUCUUAAAAAACCAUGCGAUUGUUGAAAUAGUACUCAGAGAUCGGGGCUCCUAUUUUACGUCCUCCAAAUAAGUAUAUAGUAAGUACGUUCGCAGCAACGCAUAUGAAACUUAAUCCGAUAUAAAUCUGUCGUUUUACAAAUGAGAUCAUGCGCAUCGAUCAUUAAAAAAAAAAGAAAAAAAUAAAUUUAUACCAACGAUUUUAUACGCGGUUUCAAAGUACUAGGAAAAAAUACUAGUACAAGAUUGGAUCAUUAAAAUAAUAAAUAAUAUAACUCUAUAUAAAAAGAGUUAUUAAACUAAGAAACUAGAUCGAGCUCUUAAACAACGCGUAAAAGAUCCUUAUGCUACUUACAUGCAAAUCUUUGGCAGCAUCAAUAAAAAAAAAG